UCUGUUUAAAAGACACACCUAAUUGUAUGUUUCUUUUUUAUAUUUCCCGUGUGUCGACUGGUGCAGCUGGUCGACUACAUACAUACAUAUAUUUCGGCGCGGCACGUGCCAGAAAUAGACAUCAGUAUCUCUUCUCUCUCGAAUACGACGUAGGGGGUGCAACGACAUUUAAAAUGCUCUGUACCAACCGGAGAAAACACCCUCAGUUAGUUUCAAACAGUUCGUGAACACGGUUGACGUUCUUCCCCGGCUUGUUAAAGAUGAUCGAAUCAAGAGUCUGAGUGAACACGAGACAGUUUAAGGCCGUCGCCCUUAACAGCACUGCACCAGAUCAACGACGUUUUAUUGUCCCCGCGUUGAUGCUGUUUGCCAUCGUUUAGCAUCGGCAUACGCUAAAGAACAUCAGCAUAAAAUGAUCGCAUUCGGAUACAAUAAAUAAAUAAAGUGACACACGAAUAAAUGCAAAUAACGCUAAAAUUAAAAUACUGAGAUCAACUGUAUAAAGUAAAAAUAACAACCAAUGAAACCAGGCACUGUAAAAAAAGUGGAAAAAGAAUUCUUCCGUUAAAUGAGCGACGGCCCUUGAUGAACCUAUCCUAGCAAAUACAAGCAAAUACAUUUUUAUACAAUUACGUUUAAGGCACAUGGAAACAAACAUCAAGUUAAGAGUGUCAAAUUUGCAUUGAUUAGUAAAUAAUUCGGAAAAAAAAAAAAACGAGAAAUCAUGGGCAGAAACGGAACAGGUCCGGUAAUUCGGAUGUCUUCUACAGGCACGCAUGCUGCCGGUGGAGUAGAAUGUUGCUUCUGCAGAUGUUGCACGUGCAUACACGUGGAAUUCCUGAAAACUUUGCCUGGUGUGCUAAAACUGAGCGAAACGAUCAUCAGCGGUUUGAUACAAAGUUUGUUAAUUAAUUACGGCUUGAGAUACAGUACAACAAUCGGUUCAGCUUUCGAGGGAUCGUUAACCACGUCUUCCGCAUGUUUCUUAACAUCGGCGGUGUUACUCGCCUGCUACAUCGUGUCCGAAAAAUCCUACAAAUUAAUUCGAUCGUCAUUAUUCGAAAUGAUGUUCAACGCCCUGGCCUCUUUUCUAUAUCUAAGCUCGGCUUCUUAUUUGGCAUUUUCUACAAAGAUAUUUCUCCUUCCGCAGUAUUACAUAAGCCCGGGAUUCGAUGUUUAUCCCGCGAUGACAGCUAGUUAUAUUAUGAGUGGUUUUGUUGGUGUGCUGCACGGGGCGGACGCGUAUUUCUCUUACAAGCAUUAUAGAAGCGGAAGAUGAAUUUGAAGAUGAGUGAAAUAUAGAAAAAUAUCCUACGAUUCGUGAUCGAAACGAGGUCCAAGUUAUGACCUACAGAAUAUAUAGACAAAAUGAGUAACGCGUCGAAUUUUCUUUGACAUAUUCGCUGUUAUUGACACUCACGUUGCGUUCGGUUAAUUGUCUAAGUAUUGCUUUUAUAUCUUUUACAGUGACCAAUUUGGAAAGAGUGUUAUUUAACAAUGAUAUGAAUACUUAAGUCAAGUUAAUCCAAACAUUGUAUAACAAACUAAAGUAUCAUAAAAGUGUAUAAAUCAAAA
Messenger RNA from Frieseomelitta varia, 1575 nucleotides. It is a transcript of the gene sing, whose product is annotated as protein singles bar. Gene Ontology annotation, cellular component: membrane. The transcript is spliced from 5 exons. The record is from RefSeq and is a predicted model, not a curated record. Lineage: Eukaryota; Metazoa; Arthropoda; Insecta; Hymenoptera; Apidae. Bases 725 to 1279 code for a protein of 184 amino acids.